Heterostelium album PN500 is the source of this 1698-nucleotide messenger RNA. RefSeq names its product phospholipase B family protein (gene plbA). The record is from RefSeq and is a predicted model, not a curated record. Gene Ontology annotation, cellular component: extracellular region. The coding region runs from base 1 to 1698 and encodes 565 amino acids. NCBI's taxonomy places the organism in Eukaryota, Evosea, Eumycetozoa, Acytosteliales, Acytosteliaceae. The transcript has a single exon. Gene Ontology annotation, biological process: phospholipid catabolic process. Gene Ontology annotation, molecular function: glycerophospholipase activity.
AUGAAAUUCUAUUUUAAUAUAUUAGUUUUAAUUGUUGCGUUUGCUUCACUUUCAAGUUCAAUCGAUGUCAGUAGGCAACAGAGGCAACACACAGUCAAUGCACCAUCCAAUCUUCAAACAUUCACUGCUCUGCUCGACUUGAACAACGGAUUCCGUGUCGUCAGCGGAAACCAAUCGAACGGUGUCGCCUGGUGUCUCUACGGCAACGAGAUGAUGACCACCGGUUGGGGAUACAUCUCCAUCCAGACAAACGGUGCCUACAACGACACCCAACAAGCAUCGGCUGCCGGUUACCUCGAGGGUUACGUCUCGGCCGAAAUGAUCUACCAAAACUGGUACAACAUGUACGUCAACGAAUACAAGAAAUCGGUAAACGACAAGGCUAUCGCUUGGAUCGAUUCCAACAAUCGUUACAUGCAACAACAAGUCGCUGAGAAUCUCGACGAUCCAUACUGGCAACAGGUCGGAUUGGUCAUGACCCAGGUCGCCAGUCUCUUCCAGGGUUACAACGACGCCACCACCGAUCCCUCCCAAUCAUUGGAGUUCUACGACAUUCUCCUGAUGAACAUGGACGGAGAUAUGAUCGACUUGGCACCGGCUCUCAACAUCUCAUUCGAUGCCGCCACUGCUGCUGCUCUCCCACCAAAACAACACCUCGAAAACUUCAUGAGAAAGACUGGACAUUGCUCUUCGUUGAUCAAAUUGACCGACGACUUGACUGAGUUGUAUGCCGGUCACACCACUUGGUCCUCGUUCUACGAGAUGGUUCGUAUGUUCAAGAUCUACACUUUCGCUUUCUCGUCGAGCAGCUUGUCGCGUUCCGCCACCACCAUGUUCUCUUCCUACCCAGCUUCACUCUCAUCGAUCGACGAUUUCUAUUUGUUGGACACUGGUUUGGUCGUUGUCGAAACUACCAACGGUAUGAUGAACAACAAUCUCUACUACUUGGUCACUCCAUCGUCGGUUCUCUCUUGGAUCCGUGUCAUCAUCGCCAAUCGUAUGGCCAGCAACGGUGCCAACUGGUGCACCACCUUUGGUCGUGAGAACUCCGGUACCUACAACAACCAAUGGAUCAUCGUCGACUACAACAAAUUCGAGUCGGGUGUUGACGCACACGACGGAAUGGUCUACGUCCUAGAGCAAAUCCCAGGCUACGUCGAGUACGACGACGUCACCAACAUUGUGCGUACCGGUUACUGGCCAUCCUACAACGUGCCAUACUUUGAGUACAUCUACAACGUCUCUGGAUUCAACAACACCCAAUCCUACGGAAACUUCUUCUCCUACUCUGGAAAUCCACGUGCCAUGAUCUUCCGUCGUGACGCCAACAACGUCUACACCUUUGAGCAAUACCAAGCGGAGCUCCGUUACAACAAUUGGGAACACGAUCCACUCUCUGCCGGUAACUCUGGUAAUGCCAUCAGCUCUCGUUUCGAUUUGGUCACCAAAUCCGAUCCAAACAACCCAUACUUGAACAAAGAUGCCUUCGGUGGUAUCGAUUCCAAGGCUGUCAACCACGCCAUGGUUCGUAACAUGCAAGUCGCUGCUCAAUCCGGACCAACCUAUGACCAACAACCACCAUUCAACUGGAAGCAAGGUGAUUGGACUUAUACCCAUGUCGGUAUGCCUGAGAUUUGGCAAUUCCCAUGGAUGAUUAUGACCACCAACAACAUGGUUCCAGCUCCAAAAUCAAAUUAA